This is a messenger RNA of Stegastes partitus (bicolor damselfish), 2858 nucleotides long. RefSeq names its product solute carrier family 6 member 16a (gene slc6a16a). Lineage: Eukaryota; Metazoa; Chordata; Actinopteri; Pomacentridae. Bases 100 to 2202 code for a protein of 700 amino acids. Gene Ontology annotation, cellular component: plasma membrane. The record is from RefSeq and is a predicted model, not a curated record. The transcript has 12 exons. Gene Ontology annotation, biological process: sodium ion transmembrane transport; nitrogen compound transport; amino acid transport.
AAAGGAACGGUUUAAAAGUAGCCUUGUCAGAAGUCGAGCAGAGAAACCAACACCAGGACAGCUGGAAACUCUACUCCUGUGUGGGACCGUGCUGUCAGCAUGAUGGAGAAGUCCUCGCUGAACGGCACUGAGGACAGAUCCUGGCUGGGGGAGGGUCAGUCUGAAACCCAGCUUACAACCAUCCCUGGUGCUGACGGAGCUGAGACAAACGACGACGACCGGCCGGCAUGGGACUCCAAGAUCCAGUACGUGUUGGCCCAGGUGGGGUUCAGCGUGGGCUUAGGCAACGUGUGGAGGUUUCCAUAUCUGUGCCAUCAAAACGGAGGAGGGGCCUUCAUGCUGCUGUAUGUUUUCCUUUUACUGAUUGUGGGAGUUCCCCUGUUUUUCAUGGAGCUGGCUGCAGGCCAAAGCAUCCGACAGGGCAGCAUCGGAGUGUGGAAGCACAUCUCCCCAAAGCUGGCGGGGAUCGGCUACUCCAGCUGCAUGGUCUGUUUUUACGUGGCUCUUUACUACAAUGUCAUCAUUGCAUGGAGCCUCUUCUACAUGGGGAAUUCUUUUCAGUAUCCUUUGCCGUGGCAGCAUUGCCCAACCGAUGUGACCACCAAUGAAACAGUGAAAGAAUGCGCAAGUAGCUCCCCGACGUCGUAUUUCUGGUUUCGGAAAGCUCUCAACAUCACAAACUCCAUUGAAGAAUCUGGAGAGUUUAACGGCAUCAUGACGGGCUGUUUAUUGGCUGCUUGGGCGAUCGUCUCGUUGGCCAUGAUCAAGGGCAUCAAGUCAUCUGCAAAAGUGAUGUACUUUUCCUCCGUUUUUCCCUAUGUGGUCCUUUUUAUUUUUCUGAUCAGAGGGUUGAUGUUGGACGGAGCCAUGGAGGGAGUCACCUACAUGUUUUAUCCAAAACUGGAGAUCUGGGGUAAUGUGCAGGUGUGGCGGCAGGCUGCCACUCAGGUGUUUUUUGCCCUCGGUCUGGGCUACGGCUCCGUUAUCGCGUAUUCCUCCUACAACCCAGUCCACAACAACUGCCACAGGGACGCGCUGAUGGUCUCUGCCAUCAACUUCAUGACGUCUGUGCUGGCAUCGCUGGUGGUGUUCGUUGUGCUGGGUUUCCGUGCUAAGAACAUCGCACUGCGCUGUGUGGCUAAGAAUCUCGGUCUAUUAAACCUCGUGGCGUCCAAUGGAUCCAACCAGCACUGGUGGCCUUGGUUCAACAUGACCAAUCCAGACUCUGUGUCUAUUCCUGAAUACAGAGAGUGGUACAGUCACUACGGCUCCAUGGUGGGUCCUAAAAUCACUGACUGCAGCCUGGAGGAGGAGAUGAAUAAGGGUGUCGAGGGGACCGGCCUGGCAUUCAUAGCGUUCACUGAGGUGAUGGCGCUCUUCCCGGCCAGCCCCUUCUGGUCCACGCUGUUCUUCCUAAUGCUGCUCAACCUGGGACUCAGCACCAUGUUCGGGACCAUGCAGGGAAUCCUCACACCUCUCAUGGACAAUUUUAGCCUCUUGGGACGCCACAGGACCCUCCUCACUGUGUCCAGCUGUGCUCUGGGUUUCGUGAUAGGAUUAUUGUUCACCCAGCGCUCCGGAAACUAUUUUGUGGCCAUGUUUGAUGACUACUCUGCAACCUUACCGUUAGUCAUCGUGGUCAUUUUUGAAACCAUCAGCGUGGCGUGGGUUUACGGCACAGAUCGCUUCCUAGACGACAUCGAAGUCAUGCUCAAAUGGCGCCCUCCAGUGGUGUACAAGUAUCUGUGGAAAUAUGUUUGCUUAUUGGCCAUGAUCAGUCUUCUGGCCGCCAGUUUGUUGCGUAUGGUCUUCAAAGGACCCACGUACACCGCCUGGAAUCAAAGCACAGCCUCUGAGAUGACCCUCGAGUACCCCGGCUGGGCCCUGGCCAUGAUCGUCAUGCUCAUAGUGGUCGCCAGCCUGCCUGUGCCUAUUGGCUACAUCCAUUCCAGGUUGAAGAACCGCAGGGUCCGUAACGCUCCGUCCCAGGAGGGCGGCGGCCAGGAGAUGCACCGUGAGCUGUACACCAAGUGCAGCUCCACGGACCAGCUGGACUCCAACACGCACCGAGUCCCUUCCGAGGAAGAAGGGGUCCACCCCAGACCGGCCUUCCUGCUGAUGGGCAGCGAACACUACCGGCUCCUGCCCCAGCAGGAGGAGGAGGAGGAGGAGGAUGAGGAGGAGCAGGAUACUGGGCUGUGAGCAUGCGGUUUGUGAAAAGACAAAAUGUUGAACCUCUGAGCAUGCGAGAAGGACGCGUCAUUAACAGCAUUAUUCUUUAUCAGAGAAAAAGUCUUUGGGUUGUUUUCUAUCUUUAUAUCCUGUAAACUGUUGACAAGCCAAAGCUAUUUUAACUAUUUAUACCGUUGAUGGUGCAUUACCAGUCAAAAGCAUCUCCCCUACAUUCGUUUUCUGAACCACUGAUGCGGUUCAGAUGAUUAAAAACUCUCUCAAAGACACAAAAAAGGAAAACGGCUGCAGAAUUUGGUGAUAAUUUGUGGAAGGUUUGUGCAGCCCGACCUCUUGCGGGAGUCACAACUGAAUCAUGGAACGCAGCAACUGACAAAAUAUGCUUCGUGAUGAGUAUUUUUUAGCGACGUGACAAGUAUGGAUCUGCAUGAAAACAUUCUACCUGGAGAAACUGAGAUGUGUUUGCACAUCUGUCUCUGUGUGCGUGACUGAGAGAGUGAGUGUGUGUUGGGUGAGAUGAGAAGUUAGUCGGUUAUUUUAUAUUUGUAUAAAUUUACCUCAAAAGACCACAGCAAUGUUUUUACAUGUGUUCACACAAAAUGCUCAGUGUAGCAGUGUUGUACUGUAACUAGAUGGCAACUUAAAUAAAACCUCUAGAUGGCAGCAAA